AAUCUACGUGUUCUUAUGCCUCUUCUUUAUUCCCUAAUUGCUCGUGGAAAAGUAGUCCUUGCAGAGAAGGAGAUGUCUGCAGGGAACUUCCCUACGAUCGGUCGUGUGUUGCUUAACCGCGUAAAACCAACCGAUUCAAAAAUGUCCUUUUCAUACGACAAGUAUGUGUUUUACUAUGUCGUCGACAAUGAAGUGGUCUAUAUGUGCAUGGCAGAUAAGGAUUUCAAGCGCCGAAUCCCGUUCGCCUACCUCAAUGACAUCAAGACCCGGUUUGAAGAGAUGUACGGCGCUACGAUAAAGACGGCUGUUGAGCUAAACAUGAACGAAGAGUUUUCGAAAGUUAUGGAGAAGCGAAUGGAGUUCUUCAAUAACGAUCCCUCUGCCGAUGCGAUCACGCACGUCCGCGGCCAAAUCAAGGAAGUGAAGGAAGUGAUGGUGGACAACAUCGAUAAGGUUCUCAGCCGUGGAGAGAAGAUCGAGGAGCUCGCCGAUAAGACCCGCAACCUGGACCAGCAAGCUUUCAUCUUCAAUUCGGACGCUCGUGCUCUGAAGAACCAGAUGUGGUGGCAGAACACGCGGUACAUUGUUUUCAUCGCGAUCUUCGUGCUGGUAAUCAUCCUGGUACUGGUGUUGGUGGCAUGUGGCGGUCCAAGUUUUUCGAAGUGUAAAAGAUCCUAA
Molecule: messenger RNA, 678 nt
Organism: Blastocystis hominis
Lineage: Eukaryota; Bigyra; Opalinata; Blastocystidae
Exons: 5
Coding region: 16-678 (220 amino acids)
Biological process (GO): vesicle-mediated transport
Cellular component (GO): membrane
Source: RefSeq, a predicted model, not a curated record